Molecule: messenger RNA, 4169 nt
Organism: Eleginops maclovinus (Patagonian blennie)
Lineage: Eukaryota; Metazoa; Chordata; Actinopteri; Perciformes; Eleginopidae
Product: testicular acid phosphatase homolog
Exons: 11
Coding region: 316-1554 (412 amino acids)
Biological process (GO): regulation of neuronal synaptic plasticity; lysosome organization; peptidyl-tyrosine dephosphorylation involved in inactivation of protein kinase activity
Cellular component (GO): postsynaptic membrane; lysosome
Molecular function (GO): receptor tyrosine kinase binding; protein tyrosine phosphatase activity; acid phosphatase activity
Source: RefSeq, a predicted model, not a curated record
UCAUUUCCAUGACGUGCUUAAUCUGUUUUGACAUUUUGUUGUACAUGUACUCAACUGUACAGCUUGAAUACUUAAAUCGAGUUGACAUAAAUAAUACUGUAGACUGAAAUGUAAAAAUGACCAAGCAUACAUAUUUUAAGUGUUAUAGAAUGACUUAUUUAAGAGAUACAUGUUGCACAAGAUUUGCCUGACUAAAUGCAAUGCAAAUAAAGUGUUCAUCAUAAUGUACAUUUAUCAUUUGAAUGCCUGGAUGUUUUUGCCCUCCUGUAAGCAAGGGGUAUCUGUGCAGGAGGUAGAGAUCGAGAAGUCAAAAAGAUGUCCACGUUCCAGAAAAGUUUGGGCUGUCUAUUCCUGUUCUGUCUCAUCUGCUCGACUGAGUGCCGGGUGCUGAAGUUUGUCGUGGCUGUGUUUCGACAUGGAGAUCGAUCUCCUAUUGAGUCGUAUCCCAGGGAUCCCCAUGGGGAAGAAGUGUGGGCUCAGGGCCUUGGACAGCUGACUGAGCUGGGCAUGCAGCAACAGUUUGAGCUGGGCAGGUUUCUCAGGAGGCGGUACAGCAACUUCCUCAGUGAGGACUACAACAACAAAGAGUUAUACGUGAGGAGCACUGACUACGACCGCACUCUGAUGAGCGCCCAGGCCUGCCUCGCUGGGAUGUUCCCCCCUACCAGACGCCCGGCUCCCAUCAUGCCCCAGUUACUGUGGCGUCCUAUUCCAGUGCACACCACCCCCAGGGCACAGGACAAGCUGCUGAGGUCUCCGGGCAAAGACUGUCCUAGGUUCAGAGCGCUGAUGACGGAGACCUUUGAGAGCCAGCACUACCAGAGGUUCCUCAGGGCUCACCAGUAUUUCGUUGAAGGACUUUCCAACCACACUGGCUACCCCGUCUCCAAACUGGUUGGAAAAAAAAUGUGGAGAGUCUACGACACCCUAACCUGUCAGAGAAUCCAUAACUUGACUCUCCCAGGCUGGGCCACCCAAGACGUUCUGGACACCCUGAAGAGAAUUGCAUCAUUUGAGGUCAUGUACAGCAUCCUCAGUCACAAGAGGAAAGAAAAGGCCAGGCUCUCGGGAGGGGUACUGCUGAAUGCCAUCCUGAGGAAUUUCUCCAGGGCUGUAGAGCAAGGGAGUCCUCUCAAAUUCAUUAUGUACUCAGCUCAUGACUCUACACUCAUCACGCUCCAGGCGGCUUUAGACGUGUACAACGGCCUCUUUCCUCCUUAUGCCGCCUGUCAACUCUUCGAGUUCUACCAGGAGUAUGAUGGUUCUUAUUCUCUGGAGCUGUAUUACCGCAAUGACUCCUGGCGCGACCCCUUCCCCAACCCUGUCCCAGGAUGCAACGGGCUGAACCCCUGCCCUCUGUCCAUGUUCACUGAGGUGGUGCGGGAUGUGAUUACAGAGAAUUGGGCGGCUGAGUGCGGGUUUCGGACAAAAUUGUCAAGCACAGGUGUUAUAACAGCUCUUGCAGUGGCCGUGGGUCUCCUGGCAGUGGCGCUGUUGCUCAGCAUAGGAGUGGCAGUCUGCAGGAGGAGAUCCAAUUACUCCAGGGGGGUGUAGUUCAGAAGACUGUCACACUUGUGCCAAAAAUAAAGAAAUGUGCCUCUAAUGAUAAUAAUAAUAAUGAUAAUAAUAAUAAUAAUAAUAAUAAUAAUAAUAAUAAUAAUAAUAAUAAUAAUAAUAAUAAAUGUGCCUUGUUUUUAAUAUGCUAGUUUCUGAUCCUGUGCAGGGGCUUGUGACCCUUUAUCUUCUUCUAUGAAUUUCGUUUGUGUGAAAGAAAAACAUGAAGGAAAAAAAAGGAGAAAGAAAGCCUAUAUAAAAUAAUCAUUAUUUAUAGCACACAUCAUUUAAUUUUAUUAGAUUCACUCUGUGUCAGUGUGUACUUCACACACUGACAUCUACAUUUUGGUUCAUAUCAUUUCACAUUCUUUGCGGAUCGGUUUCUCACUUCCCCUUGUCCUUAUCGGGGUCUGUGGCAACUGUGGAAUGACAGAACAGAUGAUGAGAGCGAGAUUUUGUUGAAAGAAGCCCACAUUGUAUUGUAUUUCAUUUCCAUGUUCAAACAAUUGACUUCUGUUGCAAAAAAAUAGUCUACCUUUAGCUUUGAGUGUGUACUUCAUUAUCAAAACUUACCAACAAAUAAUUGUCUGUGAAGCACAAGAAACUCAUCCCGCACUCCAACAACCAUCAACCCCACACCCCCCACACCCCCUCCAUCAUCCCUCUCAUGCCCUCUGUUCUUACUUCUGACAUCCAGCUUGCACUCCACUUCUUCCUUGCCCAGAUCAUUGACGGCCAAACAGGAGUAUUUUCCUGAGUCAAAAGUGCUUGGCUUGCGAAUGUUGAGGGUCAACACUCCCUGGUGGUUUCGCAUCAAGAACUUGGGAUUCUCUCCUCCGAGGAUCAUCUUGUUUUUCAUCCAGACAAUCUUAGGCUGAGAAAAAAGUCACACAAAUAAACAAGUUGCAAUAAAUCUUAUAAUUCAGUUCUGGAAAAAUAUGUUCGGUAUGCAAGGCAUUUGUGUCAUGAUCUGUCUUGUUUCCUAUUUUAUUUUGAAACUGUUCACCCCCUGUGUCUCCCUAGCUAUGCCUUGUCCUUUUGAUAAGACUUGCAUGUUCUAGUUUUCUGUCAGUAGUUGUCAGAUCCUUGUUCAUGUCCAAUGGAGAGUUCUGUUCAGAUUUUGUGUGUUUGAGAGAUUUGUUACUUUGGUUUUGCCUUACCCUGCUCAUCCUGAUUACCUGCAAUUAAGGGCUGUUCAAGCCUUGUAAAUUCUGCAUUUGGGUCCACCCAAUCUGCUCUCAAUCAUAGAUCUGCAUACAAGUCUUACUCACAGCGAACUUCAGAGCUUAAUUUGCUCUACGGGCUUUUUUAACAUGCAUAUUUACCUUGGGGAACCCUUUGACGGCGCAGCUGAUGGCGGUGCUGUAACCGGCCACUACAGAUCUGUCAACAAGGGGCUGAGUAAACUUGGGCGCACAGGACUUGUCUUUCUUCUCGUAGGGGUUUCUCUUGAUCUCCAGGUCUUUGGAGGAAGGGGAGAGAAUGUAUUUAACAAAUCAGAAAUGUGGCGCAAAUUCCUUGACUCCACUGAGUGUAGAAUUGGAUCCACGCUAAGAACACACACAUGGUACUGUAAAUACUGUAAGGGAACACACCUGUCUUAGCAAUGACAGCCGUGUUCUUGCUGAAGCACGGAUCUUCGCUCAGGCCGCAGAGGUUUUCACUGUACACGCGGAACAUGUACUCAUUGCCCAUGAUCAGAUCUGACGCUGUGCAGUUUGUCCGUCUGUUGUGCUCAUAAACAGUGAACCAUUCCUGGAGAAAGAAAAAUGUGAUAUUACAUUUACUGUAGGGAAGGCACUAUUUCAAUUAUUGCAGGGUUUCUAUAAUGUAACGUUUACAUAUGUAAACCUAUAUGUAAGCCAUGUGGAAAAUUCAAAUUUGAUGUAGUUGUUUAAUUGAAAUAUUUUGAUUGGUUCAUAGAAAUUACUGUACUUUUUUUUUUUUUAACUCUUCCAUGUUUUUUGGACUACAACAAUAUUUAAAUCAGACUAUGAAUGAUAUAUGAAGAAAUCCCUUUAAAACCACCAGAAAACAGAUAGGAAUACAACUGUAAAAUGUGGUAUACCGUAUGCAAGUAAUGCCGAAGAGGAGGUUUCUGAUUAUAUUGCUGCUAUAUUGUUGUUAUUGUUUUAUUAUUGUUUUAAUUAUCUUCAUAAAGCAGCCUUUUGGCGGUGGUGGCGAAGUCCAUAGGGGGUUGGCCUGGGAACUGGAAGGUCACCAGUUCAAGUCCCCGAAAGACCUAGUGCCACCGUGGUGUCCCUGAGCAAGACACUGGUUACCUACACUGCUCCCCGGGCGCCGUACAUAAUGGCAGCCCACUGCUCCUAACACUAGGAUGGGUCAAAUGCAGAGACCGCAUUUCGUUGUCCUAGUACUUGUACUCUGUGCAAUGACAAUAAAGUUGAAUCUUCAUCUUCAUCUUCAUCUUUUAAAAUUCAUAUUGUGGAAAUUAGAUCAAUUUAGCAAGACACUACAGGUACACAUUUUUAACUAAAAGUCUAAUUUUCACUUUUUGUUUCGGUGCUUUAUGUGCAAAAUCCUCUUUAAGGAAAUUAAACAUUAUGACUGUUAUUAUUGUAACGCAGUAACUGUUGCUGAAUGAAGGAGAAAAA